Beta vulgaris subsp. vulgaris (sugar beet) is the source of this 878-nucleotide messenger RNA. RefSeq names its product ferredoxin-thioredoxin reductase catalytic chain, chloroplastic. Bases 126 to 566 code for a protein of 146 amino acids. The transcript is spliced from 6 exons. Lineage: Eukaryota; Viridiplantae; Streptophyta; Magnoliopsida; Caryophyllales; Amaranthaceae. The record is from RefSeq and is a predicted model, not a curated record. Gene Ontology annotation, molecular function: oxidoreductase activity, acting on iron-sulfur proteins as donors.
AAUAUUUUCAUUUUCCCUUAAACCCCUCAAAAACAACAAAAAUAUUUCUUUCAUAAAAUUUCGUAGGUUUUUUCUAUUAUGUUUUCUUGUCUUUCUAAUCUUUAAUCAUUUCGAUUGCAAAAAUAAUGACCAUGAAAUCUCUCCAAGCUUCAACUGCUUACAGUUUCCCAAUUUCUUCUCCUUCAAUCUCUCCCAGACGCUUCUCCCGUGUUAUUCGUGCUCAAGUGGAUCCUUCCGAGAAAUCUGUUGAAGUGAUGAGGAAAUUCUCUGAGCAGUUCUGUCGUAAGUCGGAGACAUACUUCUGUGCUGAUAAAAGUGUCACUGCUGUUGUUAUCAAGGGAUUAGCAGAACAUAAGGACACAUUAGGUGCCCCCCUUUGCCCUUGUCGGCAUUAUGAUGACAAGGCAGCUGAAGCGAAGCAGGGAUUUUGGAAUUGCCCAUGUGUGCCGAUGAGGGAGAGGAAAGAGUGCCACUGCAUGCUUUUCUUGACACCUGACAAUGAUUUUGCUGGCAAGGAUCAGACUAUCAGUUUGGAUGAAAUACGGGAAACAACAGCAAAUAUGUGAUCUUUUACGACUUGAGUCCUCUUCUGCGUAGCCACUGUAGGCCUGUACAUUACGUAUUAUCACGAGGAUGCCAAUAACUGUUGUACUAUUAUGCUGUAUAUACACUUAUGUUGGAGAGCUUUGUCAUCUCUAACUCUAGAGCUUCAUCAAGGUAUAUAGCCAUACUUGAUUUAUAUGAGUACUGAUGUAUUUGAUUUUCUCAGUCAUGUAUCUGCGUCGCUGUGAUUACCGGCACUCAGUGGUUUUUACCUUUUGAUGUGAUCAGGUUGUUUUUUUUACUACUACAGUUAAGAUCAUUAUCUUCUUUUUUCA